AUGCUCCAGAUUAUAAAUGCCAAUACCUGCGAACCGGAGCCGGAUGUCUUCAUGGAUAUCUGGCAUUGCAAUGCCACCGGUGUCUACUCCGGCGUUUCGGCCGGCAACGGGAAUGGCGACGAUGACUCCAGCCUCGAUGGAACCUUCCUUCGCGGUAUCCAAAAGUCCGACGAGAACGGUGCUGUCCGCUUCCAGUCCAUUUUCCCUGGACACUACACUGGCCGCGCCACCCACAUCCAUGUUCUGGCUCACAACGCAAACAACACCACCGAGCUCACCAACGGGACGAUCUCCGGGCUGCUGAGCACUCAUCCCUCGCAUAUUGGCCGACUCUUCUUCGACCAAGACCUGAUCUCCCAGGUUGAGAGUCUCUCCCUGUACACCACUAAUACACAGAAGCUCACCACCAAUGCGAACGACGACAUCCUCGCAGGCGAGGUAGCCGACAUUGAUCCAUUCAUGGAGUAUGUCCUGCUGGGUGAAGACGUCUCGGACGGCAUUUUCGCCUGGAUUUCGGUGGCUAUCGAUCCCACGGCUGACCGAGAGCUCAGUCCCGCAGCCUACUACACCUCCGACGAUGGCUUCGAGAACGAGAACAGUGCCAUGGGCGGAGGCCCCAGUGGUUCUGCUCCCGGUGGUGCAGCUCCGUACGGUACCUGUGCCCCUAUGAGGAUGUAA
Molecule: messenger RNA, 678 nt
Organism: Aspergillus pseudoviridinutans
Lineage: Eukaryota; Fungi; Ascomycota; Eurotiomycetes; Eurotiales; Aspergillaceae
Product: intradiol ring-cleavage dioxygenase
Exons: 3
Coding region: 1-678 (225 amino acids)
Molecular function (GO): iron ion binding; oxidoreductase activity, acting on single donors with incorporation of molecular oxygen, incorporation of two atoms of oxygen
Source: RefSeq, a predicted model, not a curated record